AUUUAAUACUUUAUAUACAGUCUCUAUAUUCUGUAUAUGUGUUUAUAUAUACUGUAUAGUGUCUACUUUUAUAUCCUUAUGUGAUGGCUUAUCUAUUUUUCUAAAUAGGGUUAACAUUUCAUAAACUGAGUGAACAUAAAAAUAGUAGUUUUUUGUAUAUUAGUAGACAACUUAGAAAUCAAAAUGUUUCAAUCUGUUCGAAAGUUUGCAUCACACAUGUACCGUCAGUAUGAGCUCAACACAGCAAUAUAUAUGCUCGAACCCAAGGAGAAGCUGGCCAUGAAUGCCUUCUUCUUGUCAAUUCUUGGUCUCAUUACUUACUCUUCAUAUGUGUACUUGCCUCACUACACAUCCACGAUGCUUGCCUUCUUUGGAAUUAUUGACAUUGAUAAUUGAGCUUUUGAAUGUAAGCAUUGGUAGGAUAAAUUUCUUUAUUUUAAUGUCUAAAUUAUCAUCUGCCUGAAAUUAAUUCUACUUGGUUUAAGUGUUAGAAGUUAAAACUAUUAUCUGUACUUAUUUUGUAUUUUGCUUUUAUUUCAUAUAUGAACAUUUUGCUCAUUUGCAUAUCAUGGCAACUCAGGGAAAACAAGUCAAAACCCUGUCUAAAGCUGAACAACAGAAAACAAUCAAGGGUGCCCAGAAGCCCAAGAGAAAUGUUGUAAAAAACACGCUAGAAAGCCCAUUUGCCCUAGACUGGCCUGUUAUAAGCACAGAACAUAAAGGAGAAAUUAAAGUACUUCUACAAAAGACUUGCUCUGGAUUAAAGACACUCGGAUGCAAGCCUCCUUGGAAUGAAGUGAGAAAAUUUAAGGGUGCAGAUAGAACAGCUUUUCUGAAAGAAUAUCGGAAAAAGUUUCUAGACAGUUUAGAUUCUGCUGUUGUAAAUCAGAACAGAGAGAAUGAAGAAUUGUUGUCUCAUUUGAUUUUUGGCUAUAAUUCUGUAAUGAGAGCUCUAGAGAAAGACUGUUUAGCUGGGGUUCUGGUUAAGAAGAAUGUUGAGCCCCCAUUCCUAGUGAAAGCAUUUCUUCCUGGUUGUGCAAAUAAGUGUGUUCCUCUAAUUCCAUUAGAUGACCUUGAUAGCUUGCUAAAAGACGAAGAGACCCUUGCAUUGCCUCAUGCAUGCAUGGUGCUUGGACUAAAACCAACUGUCAAGGAUGACAAUAAUAGAUUUUAUGCAUUGUUUACCAAGAUGUGCGAAGCUGUUGACAUGGAAGAGGGUGUGGAUGAAGGUUUUGAGGAGGUGGAGUGUAGCACAGCAGUUACUGUUACAGAAGAUAAUAAGGAAAACAAAGCUUGUACAUCCAACUAUUCCUUAACACACGAGCAAGUUCAGUCAUAUCAUUUGAAACGAUCUUGUAAAAAUAAACGAGCAUUCAUUCCAGGGGAAAGAAAAGAAAAGAAUGUUGAUGCUAUGGAGUGUGGGGCAGGUUUUAUCAGCCUUGAGCCUACUAAAGUGGAUGCCUUUGUUCAAGAAGAGAAAAUGCAGCUUGAUAGCAAACCUGCUAAAUUAUCUAAAAAGAAGUCAAAACAAUUGCAGAAAAAAGGAGCUGCUUCUAGUUCCCUCACAUCUAUGGACUUGAAUAAUAUAUUUAUUGAUGUUGGAGGAGAUAUGGAUCAGUCAAAUCAGAAAGAUGAGAAACAAGAAAGUAGCAGUUUAGAUGCAAGAAAUGUUUAUAAUAUGGAAAAUGGCCAAGGUAAGAAGAGAAGAAAAACAAAGCCACACAAUUUUCCAUACGUGUCUGCCAAAACAAAGAGAGUUAAAAACAACCCAAACAGAAAAAACAAUAAGAGUGGUAAAAAGAAAAAAGAAUGAAAAUACUGUAAAUGCAAAUUCUCUCUUUAAGCUGGGAAUUGAAAAGUAGACAUUAAUAUACUGUUAUAUGUAUUUUUAGUUUCUUUAUUGUGAGGGUUAUUCAGUUUUUCGUUUAUGCUGCAUUUUCCUUUGCACUGUUCCUCCGAAAAGAUAGAUGAUGAGGUUAUAUUAACAUGGAUUCAUAAGCUAGCAGCCAUAAGGAGUGGUAGGGACAUGUGCAACAUUUGAUAAAUGUUACUUGUUGGAUAGUAGCCAAAUGUAAUGGAUAUUGCCAGAAAUAUAAAUAAUCAGAUUACUGUAAUACAAUUAAGAAAGUCAAAAGUAAUAUCAAAUUUGCUGCUAUCCUUUGUCAUUGUGUGGGCAAGAACCUCUUAUUAUUUAGCAAAAAGCAUAAAGUAGCUGAAAUCAGGCUUAUAAAAAUUACAUUUAUUUUUAAAUACAGUACUGUAUAUAGACACUCCACAAGAUUUUUAAGAGCUAUUUUGACCAGCUUUGUAGGAACCUAGUACAAGUUAAAACUUUCAGCAUGUUUUGAUACAUAAGUACUGUAUAUAUAUAUGCCGGUUUCAUACACUUUAGAGCAGUGUGUUAUUACAAAAAAUAUUUGUGGUGCAUUUAAUGUAAACCAUAGAAGCUUUUGCAAUGCUUAAGUACUGUUUCUAAAUGUUGGUAUAGCUUACCUCUUAAGGUGAAGCAGGUGUCUUCUUAAAAACCAGGGGGCCAGAUUCACGAAGCAGUUAUGAACCUGUACAUCUUUUCUCAAUCUUUGGCGGUUUUGUUUACAAUUAUUAAACAGUUAAUAACUCCGAAGCACCAGGAGGCUGUUUAUAACAAUAAC
Messenger RNA from Procambarus clarkii (red swamp crayfish), 2651 nucleotides. RefSeq lists its product as uncharacterized. Gene Ontology annotation, cellular component: ribonuclease MRP complex; fibrillar center; nucleolar ribonuclease P complex. Gene Ontology annotation, biological process: tRNA 5'-leader removal. The record is from RefSeq and is a predicted model, not a curated record. Lineage: Eukaryota; Metazoa; Arthropoda; Malacostraca; Decapoda; Cambaridae. Gene Ontology annotation, molecular function: ribonuclease P RNA binding; ribonuclease P activity.